Messenger RNA from Hyalella azteca, 1344 nucleotides. RefSeq names its product putative N-acetylated-alpha-linked acidic dipeptidase. Gene Ontology annotation, molecular function: carboxypeptidase activity. Lineage: Eukaryota; Metazoa; Arthropoda; Malacostraca; Amphipoda; Hyalellidae. The transcript has 7 exons. The annotation marks the transcript as partial. The record is from RefSeq and is a predicted model, not a curated record.
GUACCCCCUAACUUACCCCCUAACUAUCGUACCCUCCACCCUGAAGGUGCCCGGGGUACGCGACGCCGGCAAGUCGCUGCUCGACGAGUGGAUCGAGAACGACAAACUGAAGUACCCCGACGCUGCCGAGUAUCCCGUGCAGCAGACGCUGGGUUCAGGCAGCGACUACGCGGCGUUCUUGUUCUACCUCGGCAUACCUUCGCUGGAUGUGUGGUUCCGGGCAAACCAGGCGGAGCACCCCGGGACGUACCCCGCGUACCAUACGGGGUACGAGACGUACCACAUGCUGGCCAAUCUCACGGACCCAGGCUUCCGUGUUAUACAGGGUUGCGGCAGGGUUGCCCUGCUAACCCUCAAAAGCCUCGCGGACUCCCGCAUCAUCCCCUUCUCCCCAUCCUUCUUCCCCAUCGCAAUGAGACGCGCCUUGAAGGCCUUGCACGAUAAGGGCAAGGAGGAGAUAUUGCUGCGCAUCUACCCUAAGUACAAGUAUCUCACGGCAGCCGUGGACGAGCUCGUCGUAGCUACGCAGCGCCUUGAAGAGUCGCUUAAGGGGCAGCGUCGUAUGUCAGCUAUGCGGGUGCGGUUUGUCAACGAGCAGCUGAUGGCCCUGGAGCGAACCUUCGUCCUGCCCGGAGGACUGCCGGACCGUCCCCUCUACAGACACUCUGUGUUCUCGCCACCGCGAUGGGAUGCGUACGCGGCCGCCGGGUUCUCUGGACUCAGUGACCUCCUGCACGACUACGACGAAAACGACGCUGCCAGAAAAGAGAAGAUCAAGAGGCACAUAAACGAACUAACCAUUCUCACCCAGCGGGCCUCGGCCAUUCUUAAGGACUCCCCCGUCCUCUAAUGUAUGGGCAACUCUGAAGGAAACCAUUCUUACUGGGGGACAUGAAUGAGGGAAUGGACUCCUUCGAGAAGGACCAUCUUUCUUAAACAAGGACAUUAACUGAAAAGUCCUCUUCGCGAGAUGACAUCUUUACUUGUAGAUUAUCAUUUGAUAGGUCAUACUUCAUGAGGUGUAUCUUCCACAAAAGAGGGUAUCUUUCGUGAGAGACAACUCGCGAGGGAACGGAUUUCACAUUUCCCUGAAUGACGUUUGGCCCUGAAACCCCAGUUCUUUUUUCUAUACAAAGUAUACUUUGUAUCUAACACUUCUAUACAAGGAAUACUUUGCAUUGCAAGGUUUAUUGACCUCAUCAUGUACGUGUAGGAAGCUUUCUCUGGAGUGGGGGUCGCAGUUCCCGAUCGGUAUUAAAAGACGUUCAAUGAAGAAGGUUCAACAGUUGGUAUGAUUUAUUCAUUUUAUUAAUUAAUGAGAGGCCCAUCAUAAUUUAAUAAUUU